Molecule: messenger RNA, 2193 nt
Organism: Puccinia triticina
Lineage: Eukaryota; Fungi; Basidiomycota; Pucciniomycetes; Pucciniales; Pucciniaceae
Exons: 4
Coding region: 1-2193 (730 amino acids)
Source: RefSeq, a predicted model, not a curated record
AUGUGGCACUCCUCCCCCUCGAACUCCGCCCCCCUGGACCCGCCCAGCGCCUGGCGAAGGAUGCAGCCCCAGCCCGCCGGCGACCGCCACCCGGGACAGCCGGCCGACGCACCCGCCCGCCCCGCCGGCCUGCUCUGCAGCUCCGACUCGAUCUCCUUCGCCCACCACGAGGAGGGAGACGAGGAUGUGGACUUGAUCUUGCGCGGCCAUCUGCAGCCGUCCGUCGCCAUCCUGGUCACCGAGGCCGACCUGGACGAGCCCGGCCGAUCGCCGCAUGAGCCGACGGACUGGCUGAACCUCACGUGUCGGCUGAUCGAGCGCUUCGAUGCGGAGAUCUACCUCCUGAGCUCCUGGGACCCGGAAGCCAGCGCGGGCUUCGAGCAGCACGGGGAAGAAGAAGACGAGCGGGAACGGAUGCGGGCCAAGAUGGGCCGCUGUUCCCGCGCGCCCGACCUCCCCAUCCAUCUCCUCCCCCACACCUCCACCACCUCCAGACUGCCCCAUCCUUCCCUCCUUGCGGCUAUCGAACAACUCAUCCAUUCCCAGCCGAGCCUCGAACUCUUGCUCUAUCGCGUCCGGAAAGACGACCCGCUCAUGCUCCCCAACAGUCUCCUCAAGCAGCCUCCCCAUCGCCAGCCCCCCCGGCAGCAGAAUGAUCAGCCGUUCGAUUCUGAUACAAACGAUCAGGCGCUUCCCGAUCUCGAGUGCGUCCUGAUCGGGCUGCCGGAAGAUGAGCUCUCGGCUGCCGAUUGGAUCCUUGGCCUCGAGUUACAAGCCUUAAAAAAAUGGCAUCAGCCCCAGAUUGAUAUCUCGGUGAUUACGAACGACCGCUCGAUGUCGCUGGCGAGGCUAUUGGGCUCAUUGGAGCGAGCGGCGUACUACGGAGACCGAGUGAACCUGGUGAUCAACAUGGAGCAAACGGCGGACCAGCAGACCCGCACGUUAGUGGAAGGGUUUAUGUGGAAGCACGGAUCGAAGACGGUCCGGAAGCGGAUCAUCCAGGGGGGUCUGUUACCAGCGGUGGUAGAGUCGUGGUACCCUUCGUCGGCGCACGACUCGUACGGGGUGUUACUGGAGGACGACGUGGAGGUAUCGGGGUACUUCUACGGCUGGUUGAAGUUCGCGGUGCUCGGCUACCGAUACUCGGGCCGGCCGGCGGGGAAAAUCUACGGGAUCUCGCUGUACCAGCCGCAGCACAGCGAGCUGCGCCCGGAGGGCCGUCGGCCGUUCCAUGCGCCCGACCUUCUCGCCGGACUCGGCGUCCAUCCCCCCACGAUGCCCUACGCCUCACAGGUGCCCUGCUCCUGGGGCGCACUCUUCUUUCCCGAGACUUGGACCGCCUUCGAGCGCUACCUCACCUUCAGACUCGCCAACCAGAUCCCCGGCCUCCCGCUCCAUCAGCCCGUCAUCCCCAGCCCCAUCCGCUCCAACCGCUGGCCCAAGAGCUGGAAGAAAUACCUGAUCGAGUGGGUCUACCUGCGUGGCCUCGUCAUGAUCUAUCCGAACUACCACCAUCUCCUCAACCGCCCUAACCCUCCCGAGGGAGACCAACAGGACACUCCCGAGGAUGCCCGGGCAGGGGAUCAGGUGUGGGUGCCGAUCGGGCUGUCGACGAAUCAUCUCGAGAUUGGCACCCAUGUCCACAACCGGGCGUACCGGGCGAAAGCUAGCCACAAGGCGGAGUACGAGCAGCACCAACGAAGCAAGCUGCGGUACACGAAGUGGGAAGACACGCGCGGAGGAGGCCAGGCCCGGAUGGCAUGGGGAGCUGUCGAUGCUUCGGAGGAGCGAGAGAGGAAGGCGGAGCUGGCGGCGGCCCAAGUCAAGCGCGAGUUCGCCAUCGCCCUCAAGCCGCUCUCCCCCGCCCACUCGCUCCUCGACGGCCUCAGCCCGCCAGGCUUCCCGGCCCGUCUGCCCACGCUCGACUCGCUCGUCGUCUUCGACCUCUGGGCCGAGCCCGGCUCCCUCCUCAUCCUCCAAAACCGCGGCUUCUUCGCCGCACUCGCCUCCGGCAUCUGUGACCCCUUCGACAGCCUCCUCCGUAACCAUCACGCCGCUCGGAACUCUCCCUCUUCCCUCCCCCUCCCCUCUGAUCGCCUCCAAAUGCUCGCCGCUAUUUACUUUGUCCUCACCUCGAUUGAUCAGGCCCUCCGACAUGGAGGCCCUGAAGCGCCAAUCUGGGCACUUUUUUGA